Messenger RNA from Klebsormidium nitens, 981 nucleotides. The record is from the annotation of a GenBank genome assembly. NCBI's taxonomy places the organism in Eukaryota, Viridiplantae, Streptophyta, Klebsormidiophyceae, Klebsormidiales, Klebsormidiaceae.
CGCUGCAGAAGUCUGAACUUUUUAGGCAGGAGCCCUUUCUUGAAAGGUGUUGAGGGAGAAGGAUACUGGAUUGAUAGUUGUUGAAUCCUCCGGCCUUACUUUUGCUGCUGGAUAGUCCCUGCAUUACACAAUGCCGUCUUCAGUCGAGUGCCUGGCGGAGCUGAGAUGCUGGCCAUCGGCGAACGUUGCCGUCCACCCGUCCUGCAGCGCUGUCGAGAGCUUGCAGAGUCCUAGUGUCAAACUCCGGGCUUUCUCCGUGAGAACACACGAUACCCAGAGGCCGCGCUGCAAGCAGUGUCCGAGCCGGUUGAAGCUGCUGGAGUCGAAUUGCAGGCGGAUGGGGGCAUUCCAAGGGUUUCUUCCUGUGAAUCAUGUUGCAAACAUCACAAAGCCAGCAUCUACGAGCAGAAAAGUUGCGCAUAGAGGCUACGGUUGCAGUAGUGGCGCUAAGAAGGGCCAAGUGACAUGUGGCUUGAUGCCAAUUGACCCAUGGAACCCAAGCAUGCAAGUGGACUCCCAGAGCAUCGCGUCGCAGCUCUUUGCAGCCUCGCUCCUCCCUUAUCUGGGGUUUCUGUACCACCUGACGCGCUCCAAAACGGCACCAAAGCUGACCUUGUUUGGCUUCUACUUCCUCCUAGUCUUUGUUGGCGCCACAAUUCCGGCGGGCAUUUACGCAAAGCUGCACUAUGGAACCUCCUUGUCGAAUGUUGAUUGGCUACAUGGGGGGGCCGAGUCCUUUCUCACCUUAACCAACCUGUUCAUAGUCAUUGGCCUUCGGCAAGCCCUUCGGAAAGACGAGCAGCCGACCGAGCCAAGCGUGUUGCCUGACCUAGAUCCUGAAGGGGAGCGCCAUCCUGAGGUCGAAGCACCAAUUGAUGUUCGGCGAUAAGUGUUGGGAUGCCUUGGUGACAUAGAUCAAUCAUUGCGCACGCUGGCUUGAUCGGACAAGCUCUAUAAUCGCACAAUGAGCUUGGAAAAUUU